Molecule: messenger RNA, 492 nt
Organism: Trichosurus vulpecula (common brushtail)
Lineage: Eukaryota; Metazoa; Chordata; Mammalia; Diprotodontia; Phalangeridae
Product: keratin-associated protein 4-9-like
Exons: 1
Coding region: 1-492 (163 amino acids)
Cellular component (GO): keratin filament
Source: RefSeq, a predicted model, not a curated record
AUGUGCCACACCAGCUGCUCCACUGGCUGCCAGCCGACCUGCUCUGUGCCCAUCUGCUGCAAGCCCGUCUGUGUCCAUCCCUGCUGCCGCCCAGCCUCCUGUGUGGCCCUGCUAUGCCACCCAGUGUUCCCCGUGGUGACCAGCUGCCAAGCAGCUUGUGCAGCUGGCAGCUGCUCCACCUCAUGCUGUGGAGGCAGCCCCAGUCAAUCCACCUGCUGCCAGGCUGGUCCCUGCAGUCCUGCCUGCUGUGUGUCCAGCCCUAGCCAAUCUUCCUGCUGCGUGUCCAGCCCCUGCCAGUCCUCCUGCUGUGUGCCCAGCUCCUGCCAGUCUUCCUGCUGUGUGCCUGUCAGCUGCAAACCCAUUGUGUGUGUGCCCGUGUGCUGCAAACCUGUGGCCUGUGGGGUUCCCUGCUGCCAGGCCUCCUGCUGCAAGCCAGCUUCCUACACAACCUUGGUCUGCAGACCCACCUGUGCCCCCUCUUCCUGCUGCUGA